AUGACCAUCUCAUGGCAAACUCUUAAGAAAAUCGAUACUUUCCAUGACAUGAACCCACUCCCCAAAUUCCAUGGAUUGACCCGUUUGCGAGCUACUAUAUGCUCAUACUCUAUGAGAGUAUUACCAAUCGUUCUUGAGAGCUGCCCGAAUCUGAAACACUUAACCUUGGAACUGGUUAGUGAUGAUUUUCCAGUGCGAGAGGUGGUUGUAUUCUCGACUGCGCAGUCUCGUUGUUUGGAUUCGUCCCUUGAAACCGUUGAAGUCAAGCUCGUUCUACGCUUGGAUGAGUCUAGUGGAGAGCAACAACACGAUCCUGAUGUCUUGGAAGAGCUCAUGGAAUCUCCAAGAGGCUCUAGUUUGUGUCAGUUUGAAGUUGUUCCAGUGAUUCCAACUCCAAAUCCUUGGCCUGAAUGGAUUAUUCAUACAAAAUCCAAUAGGAUUGGUCUCUCAUCUCGAUCAGUUCGAGAGGAAGAUCGAAUUUUCAGAGGAGAAGACAGGAUCAGCUCACUACCCGAACCGUUACUAUGUCACAUACUUAGCUUUCUCACGACCGAGGAAGCUGUUUGGGCUACUAUUUUGUCCUCUAAAUGGAGAUACCUCUGGAAAUGGGUUCCUAGACUAGAACUAGACACCGCUGAUUUCACAAACGACAGAACGUGUGUUGAUUUCAUCGACGAGUUUCUCAAUUUCCAAGGCAAGUCCUACCUGCGUGAAUUCAAGCUACGCAUCAACCAAGAAGAGCUAAACUCUCAAAACAAACUCUCUCUUUACAAGCAGUGUCUCUUUAGAGUGGAUAAGCGCAAGAUUCAACGUUUCCAAGUCGAGAAUCGGCUGGAUCGUAGGAGCAGUGGUGGUGGCUUUAUGACGUCAUUAACACUCUCUGUGUGCGAGUCCUUGGUAUGCUUAAAGCUCCAUUUCGUAGAGCUGAAAGAUUCCGAGUCUCUCUCCUUGCCCUGCCUCAAGACCAUGUACUUAGAAGACGUUGUAUUCCCUAGCGACGCGGCUGCAGAGACGCUGAUUUCUUGCUCUCCGGUUCUUGAAGUUCUAAAAAUAUCUCUGAGUAUAUAUGAUGUGGUAGUGGCUUUACGUGUCUGCUCACAGUCACUGAAGAACUUCACUUUAAAACGAGCGGAUCCUGAUCGUCGUGUAAAAGGUGCGCAUUCGGUUGUGAUUGAUACUCCGAGGCUCGAGUAUCUGAGUCUCAUGGAGUACCAAUCCAAAAGCUUUAAGAUGAUCAGUAUGAGUGACUCUGUCAAGGUUGAUAUUGAUGUCAACCUUAAGCCAAUGUGGCAUGAGUUAUCGGAAAGAAAUAUCAUACAUAGUCUUCUCGACAAUUUCUCACGUGUUGGAGAUUUGACAAUCUCAUGGCAAACUCUUAAGAUAAUCUAUACUCUCAUACGCAUGAACCCACUGCCUAAAUUUCAUGACUUGACCCGUUUGCGAGCUACUAUGUGCUCAGAAGCCGCUCUUGAACUAUUGCCGAUCGUUCUCGAGAGCUGCCCUAAGCUGAAACAUUUAACCUUGGAAUUGGUUGGUGAUAAUACAGUGGCAGUGAGGACAAGACUCCCGACUGUGGUGCCUCGCUGUUUGGUAUCGUCCCUUGAAUCUGUUGAAAUUGAAAGCCCGGUCACGGAGGAAGAAAUUGAACUGAAACUGGUUAGAUACUUUCUGAAGAACUCGACAACACUCAAGAAGCUCGUUCUACGCUUGAUUCAGCCACGCGGGUCUCCUGAAAAGAACCACAAGCCUGGUGUCUUGAAACGACUCAUUAAGUAUCCAAGACGCUCUAGUUUGUGUCAACUUGAAGUUGUUCAAGUGGUUCCAGCUCCGAAUCCGCUGCUUGAUUGGUGUGUUUAUACAAAACCAGACAGAUUUGAGGAAUUAUUCGCACAAGAGGAUUUCAUCUGUGCCGGAAUAUUCGAUCUCCGGUUGUUUGAUUCUCACCGAAAAUCGAAAGAAGCUAUGCAAGAACGACGAAUUAGGACAGGUGGAGAAGACAGGAUAAGCAUAUUGCACGAAUCGUUGCUAUCUCAUAUACUUAGCUUUCUUACGACCAAGGAUUCUGCUAGGACAAGCGUUUUGUCCUCUAGAUGGAGACAUCUCUGGCUAUGGGUUUCUAGAUUAGACUUGGACGAAUCCGACUUCUCGGAGGACAACACGUGUUCGAGCUUCGUCGAUAAGUUUCUUAAUCUCCGAGGCGAAUAUUCAUCACUCUUGCUCGGAUUCAAGCUACACACUCACCACGACGUCGAUGGAAACUCUCCAUUGGAGGCGUCUCUGAUGAGAGUGGUGAAGCGCAAGAUUCAACAUUUCGAAAUCGACAACAACUUUGGAAUCUGCAUCGUUCUCAGCCCUCUAAUCUUCUCGAUCUCUGACACAUUGGUGACCUUGAAACUCAGUUUCGUAAUUUUAAGCGAUGUCGAGUUUUGUUGUACUUUGCCUUGUCUCAAGGUCAUGCACUUGAACAAAGUCAUCUUUCCAAGCGACGAGGCUGCAGAGACACUAAUCUCUUCCUCUCCGGUUCUUAUGGAAUUAGAAAUGAAACAUGGUAGAUUCGAUUACGUACAAGUCUUACGUGUUCGCUCUGCUUCACUGAAGAGCCUCACUCUAAAACGGGCUGAUCCUGAUGACUUUGAAAACGGUGGAGGACAUGAAGUUGUGAUCGAUACUCCGAGGCUUGAGUAUCUGAGCCUCAAAGAUUACCAAUACAGAAGCUUUGAGAUAGUCAGUGUGAGUGAGACUGUGAAAGUUGAUGUUGAUGUCGUUUUUGAAGUGAUUGGUGGUAAUAUUGGUGGGUUGAUGGAAAGAAACAUCAUUUGUAAUUUUCUAACACGUGUUUCAAAUGUCAGAAACAUGACCAUCUCAAGGAGGACUCUUGAGUUUAUCUUUCAUUACCUGGAAAUGAAUCCGCUGUUCAAAUUCCAUGACUUGGCUCGUUUGCGUGUUACUAUGUUCUUAAACUCCUCUCCAAAGAUGUUGCCAGUCAUUCUUGAGACGUGUCCCAAUCUGAAAUUCCUCACCUUGGAGUUGGUUCAUGAUUCUCUUGUGACGAAGGGGAGAAGUAGGCUUCUGACUCUGCUGCCUUGUUGUUUGUUAUCGUCCCUUGAAUACGUUGAGAUUAAAAGCCCGAUCACAAGGAAGGCAACAGAACUGAAACUAGUCAGAUACUUUCUGGAGAACUCAGAGACACUCAAGAAGCUCGUUCUUCGUUUGAAUCAGUCUACUGGAGAGAGACACGAGCCUGUAAACUACUUGCAGAGAUAUGUUAUGGGUUCUCCAAAUGCAAUGAAGCACAAAAUGAAGUUUCAGUUACUUCAUCUUCUGCUCAGUGAAGAGGACGUGGCGGUUGACUCGAGGAUCGUAUUUGCGGAACUCGAGCUUCUCAAGAAGUCCCUUGCUACUCUUCCUCUUCACGUAGAAGAAUCCAGUUCCAGCAGCUGA
This is a messenger RNA of Microthlaspi erraticum, 3441 nucleotides long. Lineage: Eukaryota; Viridiplantae; Streptophyta; Magnoliopsida; Brassicales; Brassicaceae. The record is from the annotation of a GenBank genome assembly.